Messenger RNA from Lodderomyces parapsilosis, 2757 nucleotides. RefSeq names its product transcription elongation factor (gene SPT5). Lineage: Eukaryota; Fungi; Ascomycota; Pichiomycetes; Serinales; Debaryomycetaceae. Gene Ontology annotation, molecular function: mRNA binding. Gene Ontology annotation, cellular component: DSIF complex. The transcript has a single exon. Gene Ontology annotation, biological process: transcription elongation by RNA polymerase II; transcription elongation-coupled chromatin remodeling; regulation of DNA-templated transcription elongation. The record is from RefSeq and is a predicted model, not a curated record. The coding region runs from base 1 to 2757 and encodes 918 amino acids.
AUGUCAGAUCAACCAGAAACCAAACAGGAAGGCGAGAAGUUGAGUUUUGAUGAAGAAUUUAGAAGGGCUGAAGAGAGAGCACCGAAAAGACCUAGAGAAGACGAGGAGGAGGAGUCAGAGAAUGGUAACAAUGUGGAAGAAGACGAGGAGCGAGACGAAGAUAACGACGAUGAAGGAGAAGAAGAAGAAGAAGAUGAUGAUGAUGAGGAGAACGAACCAAGUAGAAAAAGAAAGAAAAAGAGAGGUGCAAAUCAGUUUUUCGAUAUUGAAGCCGAGGUUGAUGAAGAAGAGGACGAAGCAGACGAGGAUGACGAAGAAGCAGAAAUGUUGAGACAAGAAUUCAUCACCGAUGAUCAUGCAGGUGAUGACCGAGAUGAAAUCAAUAGGGACGAUAGGAUGCACAGGCAGUUUGAUCGUCGUCGUCAAGAGGCAGAAGACCAAGAUGCAGAACAGUUGGCUGAAACUUUAAAGCAAAGAUAUAGAAAGUCACAUGUUGCAUACAGAGGUGAUACAGCAGCGGGUGGAACAGUAUCGCAAAAGUUGUUGAUGCCAUCGAUCAAUGAUCCAUCUAUUUAUGCUAUAAGGUGUACCCCAGGUAAGGAAAAAGAGUUGGUUAGAAAGCUUUACGAUAAAAAGAGGACGUUGGAGAGACGAAAGAUGCCAUUAGAUAUCUUGACUGUUUUUCAACGAGAUUCAUUUAAAGGAUAUAUCUACAUCGAAGCAAAGAGAUCUGAUGCAAUUGAUAAGGCAUUGCAAGGGAUGGUGAAUGUUUUUUUAAAGGAUAAACUUUUGGUCUCUGUUAAAGAGUAUCCUGAUUUACUUAAACAAGUCAAGUCAUCUGAUAUUGAAAUAGUACCAGGAAUUUACGUGAGAAUCACUCGAGGCAAAUAUAAGGGCGACCUUGCUAUUGUCGAAAAUUUGUCAGAGAACGGGUUGGAUGUUUUGUGCAAGGUUGUGCCAAGACUCGAUUAUGGCAAGAAUGAUGAGUUUACAGAAGACGGAAAAAGGAUAAAACUGACUAUCAGGCCACCACCAAGAUUAUUCAAUGCACAGGAUGCAAAAAUGUAUGAUCCUUCUAAUCUACAACAGAGAAGUCUGAGGAGAUAUACCUACAAGGGAGAUGAUUACGAAGAUGGUUUCUUGUACAAGGACUUCAAAUUGCAGUACAUCCAAACUAAAGAUGUUCACCCAACUUUGGCAGAGCUUGAUUUAUUCCAAACCGGGAAGGAUAGUGAUGGUAUUGAUCUUGCUAAGAUAGCUGCAUCUUUAAAGAAUAAAAAAUUGAACGAUGGCAAACAGUCUACAGCAUUUCAGCCAGGUGACAAAGUUGAAGUUCGUCGUGGUGAACAGGCAAAGACGGUAGGUCUUGUUGUCGAAACUGCAUUAAAUGAAAUCAAAAUAACAGUGACAGAUAGUGGUGAUCCAAAAUUCGUUAAUCAGAAGUUAACAGUACCGGCAAAUGAUUUGAGAAAGAUUUUUAAUGAGGGUGAUCACGUCAGGAUUGUAGAGGGUAAACAUUUUGACGAGACAGGGUUGGUUAUCAAAAUUGACGGGGAUUCAGUCAUUUUGGUUAGUGAUCAAACGAAAGAAGAUGUUAGAGUGUUUGCCAAUUUCUUGGUCAAGGCAACUGACGCAUCUUCAAAUGUGGACAACAAGAAUUUCAAGUACGAUAUUAAGGACUUGGUUGAAUUAAGUGCCUCUACAGUCGGGGUAAUUGUAAAAGCGGAAAAAAACAUUUACGAAAUACUCACAACAGAUGGAAGAUUGAUAAAUGUCAAGCCAACGGCCAUUGCGUCAAAGGUUACUCAAACUCGUCGUGAGCAAAUUGCUACUGACAAAAAUGGUUUUACAAUCAGGGUGGGUGAUACCGUUAAGGAAUCAGUUGGUGACAAGGGCAGAGAAGGAGCAAUAUUGCAUAUUUACAAGAAUGCAUUAUUUAUCAAAUCCAAUGAAAUUAUAGAAAACUUGGGUAUUUUUGUCACAAAUCGAAUGAAUGUUAGCACUAUUGCCACCAAAGAUUCGAUGAUUUCCAAGAGCCUUGGCCCCGAUCUAACCAGCAUGAAUCCAAACUUGAAACUCCCCGAUCAGCUUGCAAUACAGGGUUUGAAGACUCGUGUGCAUGGUCGAGAUAAGUUGUUAUAUAAAGACGUCGCCAUCAAAAGUGGAAGUUACAAAGGAUUGAAAGGAAAGGUGGUUGAAGCGGACGACGUGUAUGCUAGAAUCGAGUUGCAUACAAAGAGCAAAAAGGUCAAGGUACUUAAAAAGAAUUUGAAUGUGUUGAUCAAAGGGGAGGUAAUUCCUUACUUGCGAUUUAUUGGUGCGGCACCAGAGGAGGUAGCAGCAACUUACACUCAACCCGUGGCCAAUCCUGCGUUUAGCAGCGGAGGAGAGAGGUCUGUUUGGAGUGGGGGUGCGACACCUGCAGUUGGUGCUGCUGGAGGUGCUUCCACAUGGAAUAGAAGCGGUGGCGCCUCUACUUGGAAUAGUGGAAGAGCAGGCGGUGCAUCGUCGUGGGGUGGUAGUGCAUCUUCUUGGAACAAUACUGAUAGUGCAUCUGCUUGGAAUGCUGGAGGUGGAGGUGGAGGUGGUGCUUCUGCUUGGGGUAGCGCCAAAGGGAAUGGGUCGACUUGGGGUGGCAAUAAAGGAGGCAGUUCCUCAUGGGGUGGUUCUAAAGGCGCCAAUGGAGGAGGCUCAGCUUGGGGUGGUGGCUCUACCUGGGGAAAGAAGGGUAAUAAUAGUAGCUGGGGAAGUCGAUAA